Pteropus alecto (black flying fox) is the source of this 1009-nucleotide messenger RNA. It is a transcript of the gene SNAPIN, whose product is annotated as SNAP associated protein. Gene Ontology annotation, cellular component: BORC complex; BLOC-1 complex; synaptic vesicle. The transcript is spliced from 4 exons. NCBI's taxonomy places the organism in Eukaryota, Metazoa, Chordata, Mammalia, Chiroptera, Pteropodidae. Gene Ontology annotation, biological process: synaptic vesicle exocytosis; regulation of synaptic vesicle exocytosis; lysosome localization. The record is from RefSeq and is a predicted model, not a curated record. Bases 74 to 484 code for a protein of 136 amino acids. Gene Ontology annotation, molecular function: SNARE binding.
CCGCCCCGCACUUCCGCGGGCCUCAGUUCCCGGCGACCCUGGCGGCAGGUUCCGGGCGUGAGUGCAGUUUGUGAUGGCGGGGGCUGGGUCCGCCGCUGUGUCCGGCGCAGGAACCCCGGUGGCGGGGCCCGCAGGCCGCGACCUCUUCGCCGAGGGGCUCCUCGAGUUCCUGAGACCCGCUGUGCAGCAGCUCGACUCUCACGUCCACGCCGUCAGAGAGAGCCAGGUGGAGCUCCGGGAACAAAUCGACAACCUAGCUACUGAACUGUGCCGUAUCAAUGAGGAUCAGAAGGUGGCCCUGGAUCUCGACCCCUAUGUGAAGAAGCUCCUUAAUGCCCGGCGACGAGUUGUCUUGGUCAACAACAUUUUACAGAAUGCCCAGGAACGCCUGAGGCGGCUAAACCACAGUGUUGCCAAGGAGACAGCCCGGAGGAGGGCAAUGCUGGAUUCAGGAGUUUACCCGUCUGGUUCACCAAGCAAAUGACGGACCAGAAGCGGGCCCAUGGCCUCAGAAUAGCACAAGCACUAUUUUUCAGCUGCUUUUCCUCCAGGACACCCUGUAAACCUUGGGACAUGAAAAAGCAGUCGUACGGUUUGUGUUGAAGCACUUAAAAGUCUUACUCAUUUUUGUGUGUGUGUGGGGGGGGGGGUCCAAAGAAACUUUUGUACGGCAGGACUCAGGAUCCCAAAGGCUGUAUUACAGCUCUUGCUUCGUUCCAAGAAUGAGCUGAGGCCUGCAUUUUCUUUUAAAGCUAUAUACUCAAGGCCUACCUCUACCUAUUUCAAGCCUAGUUAACCAGGGAGGGGCUUCCUGUUACAUGGCUGGUUGUUGGGGCCUGGGCAGCAUGUCCUCUACCUGUGACUUCUCAUUUUCAUGUUUACACUGACGAUCUGGAGAGGCAGGCAAAGUCAAGGUCGGCGCCCCCUAUGCCUUCCUGUUGAUUUCACUAGCUUGAAUACAGUAGCAGUCUUGCGAGAACCAUUUAAUUCAAUAAAUGCUUAAUCAGUA